UCUCUCAGAGAUUUUAACCUAACAUUAUGUAAAACUGCCAGUAAAAAUUCUGCAGAAUUUCAUGAAGUAAUUUUAAACAGGAGUUUCAGUACUUUUUAGUUUGUGAAACACGUUUCAAUUAAAGCUUGUUUCUAAACAACUAGCACAAAACAUGUUUGGAAACUAAUUAAAAGGGUGGAUUUAAUAAAAGGUGCAAAAUAUGAAACGGUAAAGGAAAAAAUAUUAAUGCUGGAGCAAUUGUUUCAAACAGUUUAAAACACAAUAGACUUUUUAAAUAUGAUUAAUGUUUCGUGCAACAAAAGAUUCUGAAGGUUUUAGUAGUAACUGGUCUUGUGAUUAUUCUCAAAAGGAGCAAAACAUACCUCCGGCGGGGAUGAAACUCCACCGAUUCCUGAAGAAGAACUGGAACAACAGAAAAUUGAACAUGAGCGUCAAAUGCAGAAGCUAAUUAACGUUAAGGAAAAAGAAUGUCAAGCCAGAGAAGCGGAGGAGGUUCGGAAAUUGGAUAUAAAGCUGCUGCAUCAACGAGCCAUAGAAAAAGAGGAGGAACACAAAAGAGAGAUAGCAGAAGCAGUUGAAGAGCUACGCGGACUAAACACAUCUUGGUCACAUCACAGACUAUGCGAUCUACAAAGACAAGCCGCGAGGUGGCACCACAGUCGACCGUCGAUACCCGAUACCAAACACUACAGAAAUGCAUUGAAGAAAGCCUGCAGCGCCCAAUUAACACAGCCGCAAUCUAGUCACAGCAUUAGUGACAAUGAGGGUAUUUCUAUCAACCUGUCAAGACUAAGCUCUUGUAGAGGGGAAUCUAUAGAUAGUUACGGAUGCUGUGAAACGCCUUACUGUGUAAGUGUAGAAGAAUCGCGUACUUGGAGAGCCUCUGCUAAUGAUGUUACUCCCAAUGAGAAGAGAGAACUUGUCAAAACGACAUCAUGUAUAGGAUGCCGCGCUCCUAUCGCUUCUCUUGAUUGUAUGGAUGAAUUCAGCGCAAAUUCACAGCAAAUGCUGGACCAAGCUGGAGAAAUGCAUGUUUCCAAAAAUAUGUCAGUUUAUAUGGGCAAUCAUGCUAGCAUGCCAUCUUCUGUGACUCCAGGGCUACGGUACAAAAAUUUGGGAAAGUCUGGACUUCGAGUACCAAAUAUAGGGCUUGGUCUGUGGACAAUGUUGAAUGAGGAUUGCGCUGAAGAUAUAAUCAUGACAGCUUUAGAGAACGGCAUUAAUUUGUUUGACUUGUCAGAAGCACAUUGUGGUAAGUUUUUUAUAUUUGAAUUUCUUGCCUGCAUGAGGGAUAAAGGCAUGAAACAAGUUUGUCAUUGGACAGCUAGAGGAGAAGUAGAAUUGGGACGUAUUUUAAAGAAGAGGAAUGUAAGACGAACAAGCGUCAUAAUAACCACCAAAAUAUAUUGGAGCACUAAGUUUCCUCAUGCUAACAGGUCCGAUGAAAGAGGUUUAUCUAGAAAACAUAUCGUUGAGAGCAUUAAGGCAUCUUUACAAAGACUUCAAAUAGAUUACAUUGACGUGGUCCUGCUCCACAAAACUGAUCCGGUUUGCCCUAUGGAAGAGUUGGUACGUGCUAUGAAUUUUGUAAUAAACCAAGGAUGGGUUAUGUACUGGGGAACAGCUCGUUGGUCUCCUUCUGAGAUCAUGGAUGCGUACACAAAUUGUAGACAGUUCAACUGUGUAACGCCUAUUGUCGAACAGACCGAAUAUCAUAUGUUCUGUAGAGAGAAAGCAGAACUUUAUAUGCCUGAGCUAUAUCACAAAAUCGGCGUGGGGAUGAUAGCUUGGUCUGCGAUUACCACUGGAAAGGGACUUGGUCGUGAGGAAAUAACAGGUUUAUUUGCAAAAUCCCGUUUCAAUAGAAAAUAUAGUACAUUCAGUUGGUGUGAAGAGGACCUUGCAGUACCUGAUGUCAGCGAGAUGCGGAUUUCCGGUAGCAAAGAACAAGUUGCAGGAGAAGAGCCACGCACUUAUGGCGAUAAACUUCGUGACCUUGCUAAUUUAGCAAACACAAUGAAUUGUUCCAUGAGCCAAUUGGCAGUUGCAUGGUGUCUUAAGAAUGAAUCCGUUAAUUGUUUGUUACUGGGUGCUUUUAGUGUUGAGCAAUUUAAAGAAAAUAUUCAUGCUUUGCAGAUCGUUCCUCAGCUAACUCCAUCUGUAAUGGUGGAAAUCGAGCGACUUUUGUCCAAUAAGCCACAACGUCCUCCAAUGGUAUCAACGCUUGCAAUGCGCAAUCAACAGAACAGUAAUACUGUCAGAAUCGAUAUGACUGGAGCUUCUACUUCUGGAGCUGGAACCCCAAAGCCCGAAGGAGAGGCUGCUGAAGCCGAGGCGUCUUCUCCCACCAAAGAGUCAGGGCGUGGAUUUUGUGAGAUUCAGUGACCGUGGUGGCGCGGAAGCACUGAGUCUGCUUCCAAAUCUAGUAAGUCAAAGGAAUCACUUAAGGACAACAAGCCGAAAUUCUUUUUGAAUAAUGCCGGUGAAGUGAUCAGACGUGUAGAACAAGAUGGUGUAGCCACUGAUGUAGUCAUAUCAGUCUCUUCGUUAAAAGGAAAGCAGCCCGCCUCCGGUGGCAGUAAAGUUAAGAAGUCGAAAUCGGAGACAGCAAGACCCAGGUCCUCUUCACUCCAAAGAUCAUCUUCGGGACAACUCUCAGUAGCAAGAGACAGGCGUCGGUCACGAUUCGACUUAGCAUCUCCAGCAGAUUUGUAAUUCUGAAGACACAGUUGUAUAAUUGUAACGAUACUGGUCCUUCUAAACUUAGGAUGUGUAUAUAGUAAAUGCAUUGGUACGUAGGAAUGAACGUGUAAAGUUCUGAAUUGUUAAGUUUUUCAAUUUGAUGCUCUAUGAUCUAUGAUUAUGGUAUUGUUGAAACUCCUUUAAUAAUAGUGCUCUUUGAAAAUAGCACACAAUGUAUCUACGAGUUCGUAAAUAUAAUAUUAGGACAAAUUAUACCGUAUUAUUGGUGUCGUAAAUGUUGUCAGAAAUGUCGGUGCAAGGCACUUUGAAGCUAACUGCAAGUUAGUUUCUUAAAUUUCGUAGACAUAUUUAUGUAAAGAUUUCAACUUUCAUAGAUAAAUUGAAUAUUCCAAUAGAAUGUUUAGUUCAAUAUUGAUAUUGUCAAAUUAUUCUAUGUACAUACAUAUGGUAUAGAGGAAACACAUGAUUUAUGAUAUAAACAAUUAAUGUAAAAAAAUUGGUGUUAGCUGCACAGAGAUUUGAUGAGCACAUGUUAUGUAAUAAAGGUUAGUAAAUUAAUUGUUUAUAAGAUCGUAAUUAUGGAACACCAAGUAGAAAAUUGUUAGUAAAUGUUUAACAUCUGUAGAUACAAUCGUUACGGAGCCAUGGAGUGUCUAAGAAUGUAUAGAGCUGUAGCCGAGUUCCCUUAUUUAUAUGUGUUUGUCAAUUUUGUUAUUCCAUAACUGUAGUUAACACAGUUCAAACGUAGCUCACGUCACACGUAUUUCUUUUUAAAUUCAAAAUAUGAUGAUCGACGUAGAAUUUUGUUGCGAUAUCACCAGAAUGUUUUCAAGGAAUACAAUUUUUGUUUUAAAUACACACGUUGAGCCUAAUUUUGCUUACGUUUUAAAAUAUAUUGUUUUAUAAGUAAUAUAGUUUAAAAUUUAACGCAAACGUAUAUUUUGGUCCAUUAUACUGUUGAUCAAGACAUUGUCUGUAUUUUAUAUCAAUUGUAUGUAUUCUUUUUAUUUUAAUUUUAAAAUUUUAAAAUGUGGUUAAUAAAUAAUUUCUAUAUUUUGAGCCAGUUUCAUCGUGGAUGAUGCGAAAUUGACGGCAUGAUUGUAAGAAAAUGAUUCCUUUGAAUACUAAUUAAGGAAGCUUAGUUAUAUAAGAAAAUGUAAAAUUUAAUGAGUACCGCUUCCAACUGCUUGCAUAAAUUAAUUUAAAAGUUUCUGGCUUAAAUUUAAAUAUCGAUCUAUAGCUUGAUUCAUAAAUUUAUCAUGAAUUCGUUUUUAUAAAAAAAAAAACUGUAAAGAAAGUUUUAAAAAAAUAAAAUCUCUAAGCAAGCUUAUACUAAUUAGCUAAGAAGAUUUGAAAGGAUAAAUAGAGUUUUUAAGUAGUCUUGCCAAUAAUAUUUUUUUUUAAACUUCAAGUAGAGUUUUAGAGAGCUCCUCCCACCACUAGUACUUUUGCAUUAAGAAUAAUAAAAAAAAUAUUAUAUUGAUCGUAAAUUGGUAUUCAUUUGAUGAUUAUGGUUAAUUUAAUAGGCAUUAUAUAGUUAAGAAAUUAUGUAUCUAAUUAUAUAUGGAUGUAAUGGCGUCUUAGUCGAACGGAAAAUUUUGAUUCUUAAUUGUUCAACAGUGUUGUGGAGUUGUUUUUUCAUAAACAGUGCCAUAAGAUUUAGCGGUAAUAAAUUAUAUUUAAAUAAUUUAUUGUAUAUAUCAAAUACAUAUUAUUGUAAAUUUAAUAACCUUUAUUUAAAAGCAAUUUUGAUUUAAAAUUGUUACAGUUGUUAUUUAUAUAUUGUUAAUUAAAUUGGCAAAAUAAUAUUUUUGUAUUUAUAUGAAACUAGCGAUUUAUAUAUAUUAAAAUGAUAGUUUUUAAUCACGCAUUCGCGGUUUUUAUAUCACUAGCAAUUAGAACAAUAGAAUGACAUUAUAACAUAAAUGCUAACAUCACAAACGUAAAUAAAAAUUAUUAAAGCAAAAAUUUGACAUAGCAUUUAUGUAAACAAUAUAUCAACUUAUUAUAAGCCAGAAAUUUAAAAUCACUAAUAAAGCACGAUGUUUUAUAUAAAA
Molecule: messenger RNA, 4760 nt
Organism: Danaus plexippus (monarch butterfly)
Lineage: Eukaryota; Metazoa; Arthropoda; Insecta; Lepidoptera; Nymphalidae
Gene: Hk
Product: voltage-gated potassium channel subunit beta-2
Exons: 18
Coding region: 436-2385 (649 amino acids)
Biological process (GO): potassium ion transport; regulation of potassium ion transmembrane transport
Cellular component (GO): cytoplasm; voltage-gated potassium channel complex
Molecular function (GO): voltage-gated potassium channel activity; potassium channel regulator activity; transmembrane transporter binding
Source: RefSeq, a predicted model, not a curated record